Molecule: messenger RNA, 2136 nt
Organism: Papaver somniferum (opium poppy)
Lineage: Eukaryota; Viridiplantae; Streptophyta; Magnoliopsida; Ranunculales; Papaveraceae
Exons: 7
Coding region: 107-1447 (446 amino acids)
Source: RefSeq, a predicted model, not a curated record
GUCACAACUCACAGCUGGAACUCUUGGAAACCCUAAUCAAUCUCUAAUUCUUAAAACAAAAUAUAAGGGAAAAGAUGGAAAUCUGACGAAGAAGUACUGCCAAUCUAUGGUUGAUAAUUCACAUGUCGAUCCCCAAUUUGACGAUGCAUCAUCCCUUGACAAGACAUUCGAUUCUGAGGUUUCAGGUUUCUCUUGCUCGUUCUCAUUACCUUCUGAACCGAUUGAUGUUGGAAAUUGGUUUUCUAGUUAUAUCUAUGAAUCUCCUGUAAUUGAAACUGGAGAAGAAUCAAACUGUCUAAUUUCCGGAGAGAAUGAAAGUGAGAAAGUCGAAUUAGAUUCUAAAAUGAUUGUUAAGAAAGAAGUGGACUUCGGGGAGCUUCAAAAUCCUAUAGACAAAGAUGGUUCUGUUUUUGAUGUAGAAAGUGAACUGGAAAAGCAGGCAAUAGACAAGGGUAAAAGUGAUUUUUUCGUUCCUAAAAUAGAUGAAAAUGAGAGCUUUGACGGUAAUGUGGUGGAAGAACAGGGCCAUAAUCUUGUUCCAUUUAUAGACGACGUAGAUUCUCCACAAAAUGUUGAUGGGAAAUUCUCUUGCUCCUCUGAUCUCUCCGAGCCUCCGGAUAUCAGAAAUUGGUUCUCAAGUUAUGUAUAUGAAUCUCCUAUUCUUGAUGCUGGAGAAGAAGUAAACGGUGCUGUUCUUGGAGACAGUCAAGUUGAGAAAGUUGGUUUAGGCAAAGUUUUUAGUAGGGAAAAAGAGGAUGAGCAUCAGAACCAUUCUGCAGGCAAUUCUGUUCUUGUUUUUGGUUGUGGAGAUAAUGAGCAUCGAAACUAUUCCGCAGUCAAGGACAAAAGUAUCAGUUUUAUUACUAACACAACUGAAAACAGAAGCUUGACUGAUGAAGUAGUGUGUGAACAUAAUCUUGUUUCGCUAAAGGAUGAUCCAGCUCCUUUCUUGCGCAAUAUAAAUUAUCCUCCAAUUUUAGAUUCAAGAAUUUCCCUAGGAGGUGAUUCUAUACUGUCAAAGAGAAAGAAAAGCUCAAGUGCAUACCGUGAAAAGGAGAACUUACAUGAGAGUAACAUCUGCAAAGAGAACUUACAAGAUUUAAGAAAGAGCAAUCUAUUUGUUCCAAAGAGACUUUCAUGCAUCAAUAGCAAUGAAGAGGAAAUAAGAAGUGUUACGCCAAACGGUUUUAUUUCUACAAAGAAGAAACACUGUACAGGUAAAAUCGGUGGAAAUGUUUUAGAAAGUACCCCUAGGAAUAAUCAGGUUCUUGGUGAAACGCAAACAAUAAUAGCGAGAAGGCCUUUUUCCGAAAGAACUAACAUUUUUUCGAAUGAGGCGGCAGCAAAAGAGAUUACUGGCAAAUGGAAGUGUCCCCAGAAAAGCAAGCCAGAUCUUGGACAUCCGAUGAAGCAGCAACGACUUGAACGAUGGAUUCAUCGAGUAUAAGAAACAGAAGCGGUGUGACGUAUUCACCCAACGUUUUAUCAUUGUAUUUUCUUGCAAUUGCUUAUGCUGCUUUAAAAUCUUGGCAGUGCAUGCAUCGUCCCUUGUGUUACAUGGACAUGAUGGUGAAAUAAGUUCCUCAGUGCCUGAAGUACAGCUGUUCAUUUGGUAUCCUUUUAAUACCGUCGUUUCCUCUUCAGGCGGCCUUUUGACGCUUAACGAAGCAAAUUUUCAAGGUUGCAAAGUGCCAUUUGAAGCGACAAAAUUUAGAAAUUAAAAAAAGAAGGAACAAAAACUACAACUGUUUGACGCUUAACGAAGCACAUUUUCAAGGUUACAAUUGCAUGCACCUGCCGGGAAUCGAAACCGGGUCUGUACCGUGGCAGAGUACUAUUCUACCACUAGACCACUGGUGCUUAAUGUUAUGCUAGUGACUGCCUAUUGAAGCUGUCGGGUUAAUAACUUGGAUUGGACACCACCCGUUCAGGUUAAUAAUUGUGCACCAGAACUUCUCAGAGCUGAUACAGUAUAUAUGGGAAAAUGCCGAAGCUGCUAGCCAUCCCCACUUUCAUCUCCGUAAAUUUAAUUCUCACCCUACCCCACUUGGGAAAAACAGGGAGUCCGCUUUAAAAGUGAGCCAAUAAAUCGUUGACACAUAGGGGUGUAAAUUUUUUGGGUAUAAAUGUGGGGGA